AUGUCCCGCGCAUUCGUCAGGUCCCUCCGCCUCGCCCGCACCGUCCAGCGCGCGUCGGCGAGGGUGGUCCCGUGGGCUGUCCCCCGCUACGCCUCUGGCCCGGAUCCGAUCUCGUCCUCCGACUCCAAGCUGCAGCACGCCCAGAGCCUGCUCGAGGACGGCACCCACGCCCUUGAGCAGGGCGACGUGCAGAAGGCCAAGGACCUGUACGAGCAGAGCGCUGCCGCGCUCCCGACGAGCGGCGCCUUCUUCAACCUCGGCGUGUGCGAGUACCAGCUGCGUGAGUCGAGCAUCAAGCUCGAGCCGAGUGCCGACGCCUACACCAACCUCGGCUCGGCGUACAUGAUGAGCCAGCCGCCGAACGCGCCAGAGGCGAUCAAGGCGCUGACGGCUGCGCUCGAGAUUGCCCCGGAGGACCCCGAGAUCCAGUACAACCUCGCGGCGAUCCUGGAAGCCACGAACUCCCUGGAGCAGGCGCUGGCACUGUACAAGAAGGCUCACUCUGGCGGCAUCGAGCGCGCCGCGACCAACGUGCGCAACGUCGGGGCCAAGAUCCUCGCGCAGCGCAUGAAGGAGGAGGAGCAGAAGAAGUAG
This is a messenger RNA of Trichosporon asahii var. asahii CBS 2479, 594 nucleotides long. RefSeq lists its product as uncharacterized. The coding region runs from base 1 to 594 and encodes 197 amino acids. Gene Ontology annotation, molecular function: protein binding. Lineage: Eukaryota; Fungi; Basidiomycota; Tremellomycetes; Trichosporonales; Trichosporonaceae. The record is from RefSeq and is a predicted model, not a curated record. The transcript has 4 exons.